Molecule: messenger RNA, 872 nt
Organism: Postia placenta MAD-698-R-SB12
Lineage: Eukaryota; Fungi; Basidiomycota; Agaricomycetes; Polyporales; Adustoporiaceae
Exons: 5
Coding region: 51-872 (273 amino acids)
Cellular component (GO): proteasome core complex
Molecular function (GO): threonine-type endopeptidase activity
Source: RefSeq, a predicted model, not a curated record
UGCUUUCUUUCUACAACUUGCUCUGCUCAUUCUCGGGAGUCUCAACAACCAUGGCGACGGCGUCGGUAUACUCUGGUCCUGGUUUCGACUUCUCUAACGAACUCCGCAAUUCUUUCCUCACCGACCGGGGUAUCCCGCUGCCCAAGGCCACGAGCACGGGUACAACCAUCGUAGGAUGUCUCUUCAAGGAUGGUAUUGUGCUGGGCGCAGAUACACGUGCGACGGAGGGGCCCAUCGUCGCCGACAAGAACUGCGAGAAAAUCCACUACAUCACAGAGUCAAUCCGCUGCUGCGGUGCAGGGACGGCCGCGGACACAGAAUUCACAACCGCACUCAUCUCGUCGAACAUGGAGUUGCAUGCCCUCUCGACCGGCCGGAAGCCGCGUGUGGUCACCGCGAUGACUAUGCUCAAACAAAUGCUCUUCCAAUACCAGGGAAACGUCGGCGCGGCGCUCGUCCUCGGCGGCGUCGACGUAACUGGCCCACAUCUCUUCACCAUCCACCCGCACGGCUCGACAGACAAGCUGCCUUAUGUCACCAUGGGCUCCGGCAGUCUCGCGGCCAUGGCCAUCUUUGAGAGCAAAUGGCGGCCAAACAUGGAGCGAAGCGAGGCGCUCGAUCUUAUUGCCCAAGCGAUCUCCGCAGGUAUCUUCAACGAUCUUGGCUCAGGGUCCAACGUGGACGCGUGCGUGAUCACGGCGACGCACACAGAGAUGCUGCGUAACUUCGUCAAGCCGAACGAGCGUGUACAGAAGGAGCGCAAAUACGGCUUCCGACGCGGCACGACGGCAUGGAAGUCAGAGGAGAUCCGCAACUUAGUGAUCAACGAGGACAUUAUUGCACACACGGGCGACGCCAUGGACACGAGUUAA